CCGCUUCAAAAUGGCGGAUGCUGUUACUGUGUGAGAUAGGGAUAUUGAGUGGGGAAAAAAUAACUUAAGUAAUUCGUGCAACGGCAGUCAAAAGUUAAUUUAUGCGAAUGUUAAAGUAUUGAGUUCUUUACUUUUCCAAAGUGGGAUUACGACUGUAAAAAUGAAAAGCAAAGAGCGGUCGCCCGUGAAGAAGCGCUCGCGGACGUCGGACGAUACCCGAGACAGAGGAGGAAGCCACCCGACCAGUAAGAAAAUGGGGACUCAUUCGGUUUCGGGCGGCGGCAAUGGCGAGAACAGUGCGGCUAAAGGCGAGGGGAGUUCGGCAAGAAGGAGCUUAAUCGCCGAAAAGAGGGAGGGCCGCGAUUUCGACGGACACGGUUCCAGUCGGGUCGGCAGCAACGGAGCUGCUAGCUCGAGCGGCAGGAACCACACCAGCCUCGCGCUGGAUCCCAGUGCCGCCAGGAGCAGUUCGCGCGGGGAGCCGCGGCCUCCACUCGCCAGCACGGAAAGUGAGUACAAAACCCUCAAAAUAAGCGAACUGGGCUCGCAGCUGAGCGACGAGGAGAUCGAGGAUGGCCUCUUCCACGAGUUCAAGAAAUUCGGGGACGUCAGUGUGAAGAUCAGCCGGAUAAAUGACGAGAGGGUCGCGUUCGUCAAUUUCCGGAGACCCGAGGACGCUAGGGCGGCCAAGCAUGCCCGCGGGAGACUCGUGCUGUAUGACCGCCCUCUGAAGAUCGAAGCUGUGCUCCUGAACCGCAGGAGAAGUCGAUCUCCCAUCGAAAAAGACACAUACGUCCCUCUUUCUGCACACAGGCAUUUGCACACCCAGAGACCGUUAUCCCCCACCGGGCUUGGAUACAGAGACUAUAGGCUGCAGCAGCUAGCACUGGGUCGCCUACCCCCACCUCCACCACCACCUCUGCCCAGAGACCUGGAAAGAGAAAGGGAGUUUGUUUUCUAUGAAGCCAGGGCACGCCCUGCAUACAUGACUGAGCGGGCGGCGUACAGGGAGGAGGACCUCAUUGCUCCUGAAGAUGACCAGAGGGCCAACAGGACGCUGUUCCUAGGCAAUCUGGACACCUCUGUGACUGAGAGUGAUCUGAGGAGAGCGUUUGACCGGUUUGGAGUGAUAACUGAGGUGGACAUCAAACGGCCCACCAGGGGGCAAAGCAGCACGUAUGGCUUCCUGAAGUUCGAGAAUCUGGACAUGGCACACCGGGCCAAGAUCAGCAUGGCUGGCAAGGUGGUGGGCCGCAACCCCAUCAAGAUUGGCUAUGGCAAGGCCACGCCCACCACCAGGCUGUGGGUUGGCGGCCUCGGACCCUGGGUUCCCCUGGCAGCAUUGGCCAGGGAGUUUGACCGUUUCGGCACCAUCAGGACUAUUGACUACAGAAAGGGGGACACGUGGGCUUAUAUUCAGUACGAGAGCCUGGAUGCCGCUCAAGCCGCCUGCACCCACAUGCGCGGCUUCCCCCUUGGGGGCCCAGACCGGCGCCUUAGGGUAGACUUUGCUGACACUGAGCACCGUUACCAGCAGCAGUUCCUGCAGCCGCUGCCUCUGCCGCACUAUGACCUUGUAGCAGAGUCCUUCCUCCACCGUGCUGGUCCAGAGGCUCUGAGAGUCAGAGAGAGGACCCCGCCGCCACUGCACUUCAGGGAGCGAGAGCUGUAUUCUGCUGCUGAGUGGCCAGGCCCAGCUGCCCGUGAGCGUGUGCGGGUGGCAGCCCUCGAGUCCCUGGAGCAUCUGGAGCGUGAGCUGCAGAGCCGUGACGCCGCCCGCAAGCGGCGCCUCCAAGAGGACAGUCGACGUCUGGAGCACUCCCCAGACGGCGGUGAGCGUGCGCGACGGCGACGGGCCCCUUCUGCCGAGCAGAGCCCCGAGGGGAGCAGCCGAGACGGGGGCCGCUAUAGCGACUCAGAGCGCCCCCUGCGCCCCGACAGACUUUCACCAGCCAGAGAGGAGCGUGAACCUGUGGAAAAGAGGCCGAAAACCCAGCGUCCCACAGAGGCGUCUUCAGCCACACCUGCCGGAUCAUCUGGAGCCAAGCGCAAAGUCAGCGGCACCAACAAGAGCCCAGCUAAGAAGGAAGAGAGGGUGGAGCAAGGCUCCUCCAGGGGGGGACAACAGGCAAAGCAGGAGGCUGGAGGAAAGCUGACUUUGGCCUGGCAGGGCAUGCUCCUGCUGAAGAACAGCAGCUUCCCAUCCAGCAUGCACCUCCUCGACGGGGACCUGGGCGUGGCCACCAGCCUUCUCCUCGACAGUGCCACGGGCAGUCAGGUGGCCCAGCUGAAGAUCACACAGCGUCUCCGCCUGGACCAGCCCAAGCUCGAUGAGGUGUCCCGACGCAUCCGGGCGGCCGGUCCGGGUGGCCACUCCGUCCUGCUGGCAGUCCCGGGCGGCUCGGAGGACGGCUCAUCGCCAGACCGGGCUGCCUCUACUCAGCGGCCCCUGCGCAACCUGGUCUCGUACCUCAAGCAGAAGCAAGCAGCCGGAGUCAUCAGCCUGCCCGUGGGCGGCAGCCGCGACAAGGACAACGCGGGUGUUCUUCAUGCCUUCCCUCCCUGCGAUUUCUCUCAGCAGUUCCUGGAUUCCUCAGCCAAAGCUCUGGCCAAAACGGAGGAGGACUACCUGGUCAUGAUCAUUGUCCGAGGGUCAUCCUGAAACUGGGGAGAAGGGGGGGGGAGCCUUGUCCUCUAUCACAGCACUGCAUGCACUCUUCUGUGCAUUUUGGGUUAUAGUAUCAUUUUUCCGAGACGUUCAUUCGUUAAAUUACUGGUUUAAGAGUAAUAGCAAGUCGGCUUCCAUUACUGUCCAAUCAAGGCAUUUGAAAUGGAUAAUAGCAAUUACAUCCAGAAACCUUUUUAGACGUUUCAAAGAAGUCAGUGUCACUUAAAUGUAAAACCCUGCAGUUUGGUAUAUUCCAAAAAAGCGAAUAGUCAUCACAGGAGUUAGUGGAAAGCAAGUGUAUAGUCGCAGGCCUGUUUCUGCAUGUCUGUUUAAGCUGAACAGUUAUGAUGCUGAAAGUCUUUGUUAUAACUGCCCUUUACAGGUUCUUAAAUUUGAUGUUCAAGCAUUAAUAUGGCUAGAAACAUAGACUGACAUAGAUGUAAUGAGCCAGAGAGAAAUUGUAAUAUUGCACAUUCAUUACAGGAUUUUUUUAUUUUUAUACAAGUACAUCUUAUUAGGAGGUCUUAGUUAUCGUAAUGAUUGUCUCUCCCAAAAUGCAUAGGUUACUCCGUUUUUCCUGUAGACUAGCCAUUCUGUCCCAUAAGGCUGUACGUGCUGGUUCUCCUGUCAUUGUCAUGGCCAUAGGCCAUCGCUGUCCACGAAUGAAUGCGCGACUAUACACUCCUCCUCAUGUGUUCUAUAACACAAAAGAGCAGGUUCCAGACACAGCACCUGAGUGAAGUAAGUGUAAGAGCAAAGUGAAUUUUUUUUUUUUUAAUGUUUUAUAUAUUUUUUUGCUAGGAUGAUUCCCUUAUCUGAUGCACAGUGCAGUGUAAAAUUUCAUGUCAAAUUACCUUCAGUUUUAAGGUUUGUUCAUCAAUUUUUGCAUGAGUCAGGUUUUGGGGAGUCAUUAAAAUUGUUUAGGGAUUAAAAGGGUUUUCAGAUGUAACUCUGAGUAGCCAAUCUCUAUUUUGAUUGACUUGAUAGACCCCCGGCUUGUGAUAACCACAGACCACCAAGGGCAGGUAUAUGGCACAGCCUUCUGAUUGAGAAUUCAGUGAAUGGUUGUGAUCCUCAGUUCUACACCUUGAAAAUGGAAAAUGUUUAUGGAAUGAAUCAAAUUGAUUGUUUUUGUAAAUGAUGGUUCUGUAGAGACCAGGGAUGUGAAGUUUCCUGUGUGUGUACUGGUUUUCCAUUUACCUGUCAUUCGUAAUCCACUUUACUAUUUAAAUUUUCUGCCUAAAUACGUGUAUGAAACGUGUUUCCCCAGAAAUAUGGCAGCAAGCAUGAAAUAUACUUUAUGAUAACUGAAAUACCAACAUUUUAAGGCAAACAAAUUCCAUAUGAGUCAGGAGGUUUCUGUCCUGCAGUUGGCAGCUCUGCAACUAGGUGGCACUAUCCCAUACAAGUGUUUUGAGUUAAUCCCAUGGCUCAUAUGUUGCGAAUGAAAGGUCGCUUGGAAAACCCACUUAUUUUUGCUGCAAAACAUGUUCUUUACAUACUUGCUACUCACACAACUUUGUCUUGACUGUGCGUUGUAGUAAGACUGUAGUAACAGUUAAAGGGCAUCUUGUCCUGCCUUAGGAGGGCUGAGGACUCUGCAAGUUUUGUCUUCCAGUGCUCAGUUUGUUGUCAGGCACGUGGACAAUAGCAUUACCCAUAAGGGUGAGUAGUUCACUAUUAUUUUGCUAAAAUUUGUAUUUAAUGUGUUUAAAGCUGGCACACAAUAAAAACUCAGACCCAUCAGCCCUUCCGAAGGAUACAUGCAUUUCCCUGAUUCACAGGCAAGCACUGGAAGAUUUCAGAUCUGAGAGAGCUGUAGUAAUCUCAUCAUCCAGUUUGUCUCCGUCUUCUGAUUAUGUGCCACCUGGUGUCCAAGAACCUUAAUUUCAAAUUCCUGUAAAUGUAACCUCCAGUGAAGGUUAAAAAAGUGCAGCCUCAUCUGCAUAAUAAUGAAUUUUAAGUAUUUUUGUUAUGGCCGUAUCUGUGCGCAAACAAAAUUCUCAAUUCCCUCACAGUGGUACUUGUGCGUGUGUAUAUAUGUAUAUAAUUUUGUUUACUGUGUAUCAGAUCAGCAGUCACAUAAACAAUAUGUGUUAUGUAUGAUACUGUUGCCCCAGGUUCAUUUGGCUUCUUUGCACGGACCAUGCAAUUUGUGAUAAUGAGGGGGGCUGGUCAAUUUUUGGAGGGGAAGACUGAACAUGUCCUCAGACCCGAAACUGCAAUGAAAUACGCGAUCAAGUGGCAGAUCAGCCCAUUGUGUGGGUCUCCAUCUGUGGCAAUGGUGAUGCCUUUUAUAAUAUCCAGAAGAAAUUGUAUGCUUAAAAAAAUACAUAUAUAAUCUAGGGCUGUUUGUUGCUUUCGGUGUUUACAUUUGUCAGUAGGGGAUACGAUGCUGUUCAAAAUUUUGUGAUGUACUGAUGUUAAAGUGGGUUUCGGAGUUGUCUGUAACCGAACUCUGUUGUGUUAAGGGAUAUAUGUAUUCCUCAUGCAAAGCACUCUUCAGCUUCUCGUAAGGAUUGCCGCCACUUCAUCUGGGACGUCCAGUCGGCUCACAGCGGAGUCACCAGGAAGCCUCUCCCCAUGGUUGGAAAGAGGGGUUCUCCGUUUUACUGUUGGCACAUUCCCCUUGGGGGGACAGCUAAAAGUUCUGUAACUUCGUUUGUGGUGCCAAUUCCCAUGUGUUAAGUGGAAAAAAAAAAAUGACCUUUUUGCUUUGUGCUGUGUACGCCCGAUUUCUGGGAAAAGGUUAAGGAAUCACCUUCUGCAUACCUCUGAGGAGUGGCUGUUGACACGGUGUGCUUUCGCACACUCUCGGUUGGUUUCAGUCUCAAUAAAUUGUGUUUCUUUUGAAGAAAAAACAAAA
Messenger RNA from Paramormyrops kingsleyae, 5534 nucleotides. Its product is annotated as RNA-binding protein 15-like. The record is from RefSeq and is a predicted model, not a curated record. NCBI's taxonomy places the organism in Eukaryota, Metazoa, Chordata, Actinopteri, Osteoglossiformes, Mormyridae. Gene Ontology annotation, molecular function: RNA binding.